Hippoglossus stenolepis (Pacific halibut) is the source of this 837-nucleotide messenger RNA. RefSeq lists its product as uncharacterized. Bases 63 to 722 code for a protein of 219 amino acids. The record is from RefSeq and is a predicted model, not a curated record. NCBI's taxonomy places the organism in Eukaryota, Metazoa, Chordata, Actinopteri, Pleuronectiformes, Pleuronectidae. The transcript has 3 exons.
CUCUCUCCCAUUUGUCCUUAACUCUGAGCACUGAGCAGCAUCUAUCCCAGCUCUACUGCACCAUGAGCAGCCUCGAGCCCGGCCGCUGGCCCCUGGUCCUGGUUCUCCUGCUGCAGCUUCAGUCUGUGAAGGUGCAGCAAAUCGAUCCGAGGCUCCAAUGGCUCAACGGACAGUUUCAACAGUUCCAGGCAUUGACCCAGAAGCGUUUGAACACGUUGGACCUGAUGGGGGAGAGAUGUCUUCAGACCCAAAAUUUCCAAUACAACCAAUUGUCACAGGACCUCAUGAACCUGAAGCAGAGCAUAACACAGGAGAUACUGGGUCUCAGGGGGUGGAGCAGGAAGCUUGAGGAGAAGAGCAACCAGAUAGAGGGUCGUAUGAGUUUGCUGGAGAGUAACCUGAGGGAGACUCGCCGACAAACCCAGGAAAAGAAGCCUGAUCUUGGUCAGGAUUUGUCCAACCUUACCCUGGAGCUUCAGAGCCAAGAGGGCCGGCUGGCUGCCGUUCAAGCCCAGCACGAUGAGCUGCUAUUGGGGCUGAAAGGGUUGCAGGAAUCCCUGAAUAUCCAGGUGCUCCGUUUGACCCAAGUGGAGGGAGGAGGAAACGUCAGUGGUUCAGUGAGACAGGAAGAGGCCCUCAACUCCAACAUCACACACCGAGAAUACCAAGAACCACGUAGAAGAUCCCAGCCCAUAGAGGAGGGAGGCCUGGAAGGAGUCUGAGAGGACAUAACCAACCCAGAGUAGACGAAAUCAGCCCAACCAAGACUGAUAGUCCUUCACAGGAUAGGUCAUAUCAAGACCACACAACAAACCGGCCUAAACAUACAAAAGCCCA